UUUUACAACUCUACCUGCGAGGGCGGCUUGGAGGAAUUCUUGUUCCCGUAAUAAAAACAAAUUUAACGAAAUUGGAACAGAAUGAACACCAACCCGGAGGAUAAAACGAUAAUAGCAUGCAGCAACAUUAACGAUGAUCUGCCUUAUUUCACCGAAAAGUUCCCGGGAAAGGUUUGCUGCCUAUGCAAUCUUGGCGAGAAAAGUGCCUUGGGACAGGGCGUAAUCGUUCAAUUGACAGUGAAAAGUGAUUUCAAGCAUCCAGAUAGGGAAAAUAAUGAAGAACGCAAGUUCAAUUAUGGGACUAGGCAACAACCAACCAGUGUUAGCACAGGAGAAUGCAACUAUGAAUUGGACAAAAUUGGGCAUUCCGAGAUUGUUCAUCCGUCCGCUUUUCACGAGGACGGUUUUGUAUAUGUUCACAGAAUGUGUUUGAUGUGGUCACUGCGCAAAACCCAAAUAACCGAAACGGAUGUUAAUCAGUUUCUAACACUUAUGGGUGAAGUCUUGGAACAGAAAUGUGUUUUCUGCAGUCAAUAUGGAGCAUCCAUUAAUUGCAAGAUGAAUUGUCGCACAGUGCACCAUUAUCCGUGUGCUGCAGCCGCCGGUUGCCUGCUAAUCUUGGAAAGCUUUACAGUGUUUUGUACAGAACAUUUGAGUCAAGUGCCUCUUAUAUGCAGUGAUAAUAAUGUGGAAUGCUUGUCAUGCUCCUCAUUGGGCGACUUAUCCAAAUUGAUUAUGUGCAGUUCAUGUGGAGACCAUUUCCAUUCAACUUGCAUUGGCUUGGCCAAUUUGCCAGAUACACGUUCCGGUUGGUGUUGCGCCCGCUGUACAAAAUGUCAAAUUUGCAGACAACAAGAUUCAAAUGACAUUAAAUUCGUCAAGUGUGAACAAUGCCAAAAAAUUUACCACGCCUCAUGUCUGAGACCAGUCAUAUCAUCAAUUCCAAAAUAUGGCUGGAAAUGUAAUCGAUGUCGCGUUUGUACAGACUGUGGAUCAAGAACACCGGGUGGUGGCAGCUCCUCUCGAUGGCAUAGUCAUUACACAAUUUGUGACUCCUGUUAUCAGCAGCGUAACAAAGGAUUCUCAUGCCCCAUUUGCCAAAAGGCAUACAGAGCUGCCUCCCAUAAGGAAAUGGUCAAAUGCAGCUGGUGCCACAAGUUUGUGCAUAGUACCUGUGACGAGGAAGCCGACUUGAUGGCAUAUCACAAGAAAAAAGAACAGAAUCCAGACUAUGAUUAUGUUUGUCCAAAUUGUAAAACUAAUUCCACAAGACCGCCACAAUCGCAAUUAACUGAGACGAUAGACAUGGCCUUAUCCGAAAGCCAAACAUCGGAUACUCAACUAAUGGUGAAAGACAUUGAAAUGGAUCCAUUAGAGGGAAGACCUACAACCAACGAUGUAAUAAGUGAAGAAAACCACAAACAACCGCCUGGAGCUAAGAAGAAAGUCUGUUUCUCGAAUCUCCGGGGCAAGGGGACAAAAUUCAUGCUACAGCGAAUGGGAGUAAUGUCCCAAAUAAGCAAGAAACGUAGCACACGGGGGAAAGGACGCCAAAUGGUUUUGGCAAGUAACUCAUCCGAUCGUUAUGUCAAUCGAAAUGUUGAUCCCGAUUUUGGGAGCGAUAAGAAAAUGUUGCUUUGCUCAGCGCGUGACAAAUUCAUAUUGGCUCAGGAUAUAUGCGUGAUGUGCGGUUCCUUGGGCAUUGAAAGUGAUGCUGUGAUGAUCACGUGUGCCCAAUGCGGACAAUGCUACCAUCCAUACUGUGCCAGUGUAAAGCCGUCAAAGGGAAUACUGCAAAAGGGAUGGCGCUGCUUGGACUGCACCGUGUGCGAGGGUUGUGGCAAAAAGAAUGACGAAGCGCGCUUACUCCUGUGCGAUGAGUGUGAUAUAUCGUAUCACAUUUAUUGUGUGAAUCCCCCACUCGAGACAGUGCCCCAGGGCACUUGGAAAUGCUCGUUUUGUACAAUGUGUCAGAAAUGCGGUCGCAAUCCCACAGAGAAAUCUGAUAACGUUGACUCCAAUAUGUCGGAAUGUCCACCUUGUGCCAGUCAAACAGCUUGCUCGGUUUGCACCAAUCCCUAUGCGAACGGUGAGAUGAUAAUUCAGUGUGAAAAAUGUGAACAAUGGUCCCAUUUUCUUUGUGACUCUGUUAAUGCUCAACUCACCAUUGAUUACUAUGACAAAAAUAUAUAUAAGUGCCUGAAAUGUCGUAGCAAUGCGAAGCCACAGUUGUCGGCGGCAACAUCAGAUACCAAUAUAGCAGGCAAUGAGGAUAUCAAACCGGCGACGGGUCACAAACUACAGACACAGAUGUCCUCCACAGGAUCGGUUAUCGAUGGCGGCAAGGCUGGAGCAAGUGGCUUGGAUAGGAAUGUUAUGCUAUCAAGUGAAAUAAACGAAAGUCCUGAGGCUAUUCACUGGAUUGAUGGCGUGUGCCUUAGCGAAAACGGAUUGAACAUGAUCAAAUCACUAUCUACCGAGAUAAAACGGAAGCGAAAAAUGCGUCAACCCAUGGGCAAAGAUGGUCAGCUAGAUACCACAACUCCGGAUGAAGUACCGAAUGACAAAUACAAGGACGGAAUGAUUUGGGAUGGUACUGAGGCGACAUUACCGGAAGGCUUUUCCAUAUCAACAAACGACGAGGGUGUUCACAUUUUGCGAAAAAAGCGACAACGGAAUUUACAAAAAUUGGGCAUCGGUGGAUUUUCUGUACGCAAUCGGGCUGUCAAAAAAGAUAAUGAGGAGACCACUGUUGAUCCUAUAAAUUCUGGUGUUGGCAUGGACAAGAAGAAGAAAAUAAUUCGUAAAAAACAGAAAAAUAAACUAAUUGAAGCCUAUCCAGCUUACCUGCAGGAGGCAUUCUUUGGCAAGCCUCUACUAGAGUCGGGAGAAACUGUCCAAUAUGAAUCAGAGUCAUCGGAUGAAAUAGACACAUCAAUGAAAAUGUAUUUUACCCGACCCGAUACCAAGACACCCGAAACUGAGACAUUGCCGGCCAUUAAGAGUCCCGCCAAGACGUUAAAGAAAGUCAAACAAGAAAAGACUAUUCCGGAUACUAAACCACCAGCCUUUGCUGAGCAAUAUUCAGUUGUCAGCCAUUCGAUGGUCACUCAGGCAUCAACACCAACUAACCUAUUUGAUUCUACUAACCCAGGAGAGAUACCACCAACUCCUGCUCCAAUCAGGCACACUAUGGAAGCAAUGGCUCCACAAAAUAUGUCUGAAGUGGAUGGAACAAACACAUCAGUUAAAUUUCUACCAUCUUCUGAUAAUAUGGAAAAACCAUUGGGGGAUGCACCGGUUGUGAAAAUUGAAAAUUAUAGUGUCACUCAACAGGUUGGACCACCUGAACAAAAGUUUCAUGGUCACUUGUACAUGCCGGCGAAUAUCACGACUAAUUCUCCACAGCAUCAGCUUCAUUACCAGCAGCAGCAGCAGCCACCGGAUACUUUAAUACAACAGAAUAGACAGAAUAUACCAACAAUGAUUGGUCAAGGGCAAGUCUAUAUGCAGGGUGAGAUUAAAAGAGUUGAAGAGGUCUCGAAACCAAAUGAUAUUGCACCAGAAGGACUUAAUGCGGGAACUCAAAAAACUGCCGAGAAAAUGCGUAAAGAUGAGGAUCUUGGCUUGAUGGCAACUAUAUCGGCUGUUCUUUAUGCCAAUACGGAGCAUGCUAAUCUUAAGGAAUUAUUUCCCAACUGGAAUGAUCGUUGCAAGCAGAUUCUAAAGAGAUGGCGAUCACUUUGCAACGAAAAGAAGGCACCGUUCCUACAGAAGGCAAAAGAUAAUCGAUCUGCUUUACGACAGAGGCGAGAGCAGAGCAAAAUCACCGUACCGCAGAAAGCACCACCAAAGCAGGAGCAGGAUUUAUCGCGUACAUGGAAACAGCAGCAUCCAAGUGGUAAACUGAAACAGGAACAGUCGAAUAUGUUUGUCAGCUACAGUAAUCCUAUUCAAUACGACAAUACAAUGUGCUACGUGGGUCCGGUGGCUACAACACCAACUACACCGCAAGCCACGCAUGUUUCGCCACUGAUAAACGACAAUAUGAUGGUCAAGGCAGCAUCUAGCACAUCCAUCAAAGUGGUCAGCACUAGUGACAAUCGUCUCGAACUAAACUCAGUAUAUGGCACAGAGCCAAUUGGUGACAAAAAGCUGAGAAACCUAUUGCAGAAAACCAACUCUGAGCCAAUGUUAAUGGGCAACAAUUCCGAACUUUUUAUGCAAAAUGAUGUUUUAAGGCUUGGCGGUCUAAUGGCGAAUCCAGCAUUGAUACAAAAUAAUCCAAUGUUAAGUACUAGUGGAAAAUCACAACUACUAGAAGGCAGGACCUUGGAGCAGGAUGUAAAAAAUCAUCCGGAUCUAAAAAUGUCCGAGUCACAGGAAGGCAUUUCAUCAUCUGCAGUUGAACUGGAGAAUGUUGGUUUCGGCGACAUAUUGGGUGGUCUUGGUGAGGGCGAUGAUGAUGAUCUAUUAAAAUCAUUGACAUCCGAAAUUGGCGAUGACUUUAAUAUUUUGGAGUAUGCAGACACAGAGCUUGAUGUCAAUGUACUGAACACCUUGGACUUUGAGGACAAUGAGAAAUGCUCAAAUUGAAUUUUAAAACGGAGUACAAACAACUUAAUUUCAUGCAAAAACAAAAAAAGAAAAUAAUUAUUGAUGCAAUUAAAAAUAAAAGGAAAUAUAAUAUCCUUGUUAUUAGCAACUAAUUUUUAAAAUAAAAAUA
Molecule: messenger RNA, 4726 nt
Organism: Drosophila willistoni
Lineage: Eukaryota; Metazoa; Arthropoda; Insecta; Diptera; Drosophilidae
Gene: Lpt
Product: histone-lysine N-methyltransferase 2C
Exons: 10
Coding region: 82-4596 (1504 amino acids)
Biological process (GO): positive regulation of transcription by RNA polymerase II
Cellular component (GO): MLL3/4 complex
Molecular function (GO): histone binding; transcription coactivator activity; histone H3K4 methyltransferase activity
Source: RefSeq, a predicted model, not a curated record